AUGAUCAUCAGAGUUGGAGUUGAAUAUCAGGUUGAAGUUCCAUCACUUAUCCCCGGAUGUCAAAGUUUGCAGCUUAAAAUAAGAAAUUAUUAUUCCAGAAUUAUGUUUAAUAAUAAAUAUGCAAAAGCACAUGCUUUAUUAGACAAUGGCAAAGAAAGUGGAUGGUCAGUAAAUCAUCAACCUAUAUUCGCUUGUGAUAGUAUGGAUGCCGCAUUGGUGACAGCCCAGGGAAGAAAGGCCGGUUCACAAACCAAAGCUUGGACAAAAAUUGAGCGUGAUAGCUUUCUUCUCGGCUUGUACUUCUUUGGGAAAAACCUUCUGAUGGCCAGAAAAUUUGUUGAGAGUAGAGAUAUGGGAGACAUAUUAGCAUACUAUUAUGGAAAGUUCUAUAGAUCAAGUGUUUAUCGAAGCUGGUCAGAAAGUCGAAAACUCAAGAGCAGAAGAUACGUGCAUGGACAAAGGAUUUUAACAGGUUGGAGGCAGCGGGAACUCUUAUCUCGUUUGUUUUGCCAUGUCUCAGAAGAAUGCCAGAAACAGUUGUCAGAGGUUUCGACGACAUUUGCAGAAGGAAAACUUUCACUGGAAGAGUAUGUAUUCACUUUGAGAAACAUGGUUGGCACCAACAUGCUUGUAGAAGCAAUAGCAAUUGGCAAAGGGAAGAAAGACCUUACCCGCACUGCUAUGGAUCCUUCAAAAGCUAAUCAUUCCAUACCUCUUGGUGCUGGAGUACCUAGUGGGAAAGAAUGCUCCUCUCUUAGCUCAAGUGAAAUCGUCAAGUUUCUGACAGGUGAUUUUCGGCUAAGCAAAGCUCGAUCCAGUGAUCUUUUUUGGGAAGCUGUUUGGCCCCGCCUUUUAGCAGGAGGAUGGCACUCCGAGCAGCCUAGAAAUGCUGCAUAUGCUGAUCCAAACUAUUUGGUGUACAUUAUACCUGGUGUUAAAAAUUUUUCCCGGAAACUUAUGAGAGGAACUCAAUAUUUUGAUUCCAUUAGGGAUGUCUUGAAGAAGGUUGCAUCCGAGCCUCAUCUCCUCGAGUUUGACAAUGAAGCUGCAGAAGAUAGCACAAAGAUGAAGGACGACGUGUUAGCUUUACGAACAGAACAGGACUUGGAGGGUUUAUCAAAUCAGAGAUGCCAUACUUAUCUCCAGACACCAAUUUCUACUUGCAGUCAAAAUUUAAUGAAAUUUACAGUUGUGGAUACUAGUUUGUUUCGUGAAAGUGGAAGGGUGAAUGUGAGAGAGUUGAGAUUUUUACCUCCAGAUCCUUUAAGUAAAUGCGUGGAGCCCGCUUGUUCUAACAAGGAAGACAGAAUUUCAGAUCCGCUAGAAGAUGUAACUGAGAGCAGACCAUGCAAUGACACAGCAGAUUGUGAAACUGAUAAUUUCAAGAAGCAAUUGCCUACUGCUUCAGAUCCUAUGAAUACAUCUGUAGAAAAUCACUAUGACAGAAGCUCUACUGCCUCCACUAGUUGGAAAUCAAAGAUGACAGUGAAAUUCCAAUUUAGUCGGAGGCUGAAAAAUAACAAGUUACAUCAUUCGGCUUCCAUCACUGAUGAGCAGAACUUUACAUGUGGCAGCAAUAAAAAUUCAACAAAUGAUGCUGAAAGCAUAUCCAUGGAUGCUAAUUCGAAUGUACGAGGAUCCUCCUGUUUAAAAAGAAGUCCAGUCACUGAACUAUACCUAAAUUCUUCAUCAAACAGUACUUUCUCUGGCAUCCCAGAGGAGAGAAGUGAAAGCAAUGUUAGUAAAAACGUUCCAGCUAGCGAACUGUGUAAUGAGAAGUCUGAAUUCGAGAUAUUGAUUGGUUUGAAUUCUCCUCAGGUCGCUCUUGUGGAGGAGUUUUCAACAGUUACGCCUAAUUCUAUUGAUUCAUCUUUUGAUGAGUCAUUCUUACACUCCAAAGGAACUCAGCAGUCUGGGAUGUUGGUUACCAACAAUGCUAGAGUCCCUGUAGAGAUGCAGCCUGUAAUUGAUGGUCGGAGGCAGAGCACGAGAAACAAACCUAGUACGAAAGGCUUGGAAGCCAUUGCGUAUGGGUUCAUAGGCACAAAACAGAAAAGAAAGAAUUUGGAGGCUGAUUCUCAAGAUUACUACGUGUCAAUGCCUUCACGGAAGCAGAUGCUGAUGGACUUCAUAUUGGUAAAAAUGAGACUGUUGGAGAGUCUUCAAAAUUAUCUCGGGGAACAUGGAUGGUGUUUUUGCUAUAGAGACCAUAAUAUGGAUAAAGUUGAUAGGGACGAGCUGCUUAUAAAAUACCCUUAA
Molecule: messenger RNA, 2259 nt
Organism: Fraxinus pennsylvanica
Lineage: Eukaryota; Viridiplantae; Streptophyta; Magnoliopsida; Lamiales; Oleaceae
Source: the annotation of a GenBank genome assembly